AUGGCGCCUUCGAAACCCGACGCCAAAAAGACAAAUCCGGACAUCGCAAGACUCCUUGUUGAUGCGCAAACUCAACUCGAGGUCGGAAAAUUAGAAGAGGCUGCCACCCUUGCCCAGCAGGCUCUUGAUGCUACUGGCCAGGGCGGCGACUUUGAGCUCAGUGCUGCCAAUCUUCUAGGUACAAUUUUUGUCGAGUCUGGCGACAUUGACGAGGCGCGAGCCGCGUUUGAGCGCGCAGUCUUUCUUGACGAAGACGGUACCGCAGAUGAGAAGAUUGGUGGAGGUCCUGAGAAGUUCCUGCUACUUGCACAGCUUAGCGAGGAGGGUGGUCUCGACAGUGUACAAUGGUAUGAGCGAGGUGCUACCGCUCUUCGAAAGCAGAUCGCAGUUCUGAGCGAGCUUCGAUCGCCAACCCCUGAGCAAAGGACCGCCCUUCAAGAGAAGCAAAACAAGCUCGGAGGAGUCCUGUGCGCUGUGGCUGAGGUGUACAUGACCGAUCUGUCAUGGGAACCUGAUGCCGAGUCACGUUGCGAGACUCUUAUCACCGAGGCUAUGCUUCUUGCCCCUGCUGCGCCAGAGACAUGGCAAACAGUGGCCAAUGUUAGAAUCUCACAGAAUCGCGCCAACGAAGCCCAGACAGCUCUGCGUAGAAGUCUCGAGCUGUGGCAGAAACUCCCUCCUCAGCACCCUGAUGUUCCCGAAUUCCCCACCAGAAUUGCGCUUGCUCGUUUGUUGAUGGAGACCGAAUUAGAAGACGAGGCAUUGAGUGUGCUGGAGCGACUUGUUACUGAUGACGACACAAGUGUUGAGGCAUGGUACUUGGGUGGUUGGUGCCUAUAUAUCACAGGCGAAAAGCUCAAGACUACUGCCUCAAAGCCAUGGAACGACGAAGCAAAGGUCAGCGAGGAAUGGAAAGGAUCAUGGAAGUCAUCGCGUCAAUGGCUUAUGCAGUGCUUGAAACUGUAUCAACAGCAGGAUUACGAAGAUGAGCGCCUGGGUGAGCACGCCAAGGAAUUGCUAUCAGAGAUCAACAAGGAGCUUGGUGAACCAGUUGAUGGUGAGGAAGAUGACUGGGAGGAUGCCAGUGAUGGCGCAGAGGAAGACGCUGAAAUGCAAGGUUGA
This is a messenger RNA of Fusarium mangiferae, 1122 nucleotides long. RefSeq lists its product as uncharacterized. The coding region runs from base 1 to 1122 and encodes 373 amino acids. Lineage: Eukaryota; Fungi; Ascomycota; Sordariomycetes; Hypocreales; Nectriaceae. The transcript has a single exon. Gene Ontology annotation, molecular function: protein binding. The record is from RefSeq and is a predicted model, not a curated record.